This is a messenger RNA of Saccostrea cuccullata (small rock oyster), 1572 nucleotides long. RefSeq lists its product as uncharacterized. The transcript has a single exon. The record is from RefSeq and is a predicted model, not a curated record. Bases 1 to 1572 code for a protein of 523 amino acids. Gene Ontology annotation, molecular function: nucleic acid binding; zinc ion binding. Lineage: Eukaryota; Metazoa; Mollusca; Bivalvia; Ostreida; Ostreidae.
AUGGCCAGUGUUUUGGUUCCAGAUGUGCAAGCAAUCCCGCAUUUUGAUGUUGCAGAUGUGACAGGCAUUGCAUCAAAAUGGAAAAGAUGGCGUCGGGCAUUCGAACUCUACGCUAAAGGCAAAGGCGUAAAGGAAGCUUAUCAAGCUAAAGCGUUGCUUCUCCAUACAGCGGGAAUGGAAGUGCAAGAUAUAUUCUUUACUUUACCGGAGGGAGAAGGAGAGGAUGAGUACGCCAAAGCCGUGAACGCCUUGGACAAAUACUUCAAACCUCAGGCAAAUGUUCCGUACGAGAGGUCUGUAUUUAGAAGUAUGACUCAGUUAGAACAUGAAACUAUUGAACAGUAUAUUACUCGCUUACGCCAGAGAGCAGAAACGUGUGAAUUCGGGAACCGGGAUGCGAUUGAUGAGAGAAUACGUGACCAAAUCAUUGACAAGUGUGUUCGUCAUAACUUACGCCGGAAAUUACUAGAAAAAGGUAGGAACCUUACCCUUACUCAAGUCCGAGAAAUCGCAAGAGCCCUGGAAGACUCUGAGAGGCAAGCCACGUCAACUGAAGGUCGCGCGCAAGGGGCCAUAACCGGUGUUGUACACAAGGUCAGUGUACAAAACAAGAAACAUUUUGCGAAAAAGACAAACAGUAAAUGUUUUAGUUGUGGUUAUGAAGGACACUUGCGGAAUGACCCCAAAUGCCCUGCAAGGGGAAAGAAGUGUCAUAAGUGUAAGCAGACUGGACAUUUUGAGAAAAUGUGUAAAACCAAAGACCGUGGAGAAAAGCGGAAUCCGAAACCAGGGAAAAUUCAUCACGUUACGGACCAGUCAGGCCAGAGUGAUGAAGACAAAGUGUACGCAUUUCGCGUCCACCAAAAUUCUGUGUUAAAUGACAGCCCGGUUGUGAACGUUGGUAAUGUUGACCUCAGCAUGAUUAUUGACUCAGGGGCGAGCUGUAAUAUAAUGGGAAUGCCAUUAUGGAACUAUCUGAAGAAAAACCACAUAAACUGUGUUUCGUCCAAAGUUGAGAAACAACUCUAUGCUUAUGGAAGUCAACAACCUCUGAAAGUGGCUGGGAUCUUCACAGCAACUGUGAAAUACAACCAAACCGUCAUUCCAGAUGUGGAAUUUGUGGUCAUUGAGGGAGAAGGACAAGCCUUACUUGGUCGAGAUACAGCUGUGCAGUUGGGCGUGUUACAUAUCGUUAGCAGUGUUAGUGAAGCUGUCAAUCUGGACAACAGAACUGUUUUUGAGAAAUACCCUAAUGGCUUCAAAGGUGUAGGAAAGCUGAAAUCCUUUCAACUAGAAAUACCAAUCGACCCAGAUGUUGAGCCAGUAAUACAGCCUAUGAGACGUAUACCCUACAGUUUGCGUGACAAACUCGACAGGAAGUUGGAUGAGCUACUCAAUUUGGACAUCAUUGAACGCGUUGACGAGCCAUGUUCGUGGGUGUCUCCAGUUGUUUGUGUACCCAAACAUUCAGGUGAUGAUAUUCGACUAUGUGUGGACAUGCGUCAGGUCAAUACUGCUGUGCAACGAGUCCUCACCCUAUUCCGACAAUUGAUGAAAUUUUACAUGAAAUGA